AUGCUGCCGGCUCAGACGAUCGCAGAAGUACGCGCGGACGGCAGCUACCGCACCGUUAUCACCGAGUCGGGCGAUGAGUACAGCGCGAUGGCGUUGCUUCUCUCCGUGGGAACGCGCUAUCGCAGGCUGAAUGUGCCCGGCGAAGAGGAUUUCAUCGGCGCGGGAAUUCACUUCUGCGCCACCUGCGACGGGCCAUUCUACAAGGGGGAGCAGAUGGUCGUCAUCGGCGGCGGCAACAGCGCCCUCGAAGAAGGCUUGUUCCUGACGCGCUUCGCCGAGAAAGUAACGCUGCUCGUCAGGGGCGACAGCCUUCGCGCGAGUCAGAUUCUGCAGGAGAAAGCCGCAAAUCACCCGAAGAUGGAGAUACGCUUCAACACCACGGUUCACGAGUUUCGGGGAAAACGCAGACUCUCCGGCGUGGUGGUGAAGGACGGCAAAAGCAACGCUACUGAAGAGAUUCACCCCGGCGCGGUGUUCGUCUUCAUCGGGCUGGACCCUAACACAGGCUUCCUGUCCAACCUGGUUGAACUAGACGACUGGGGCUUCGUUCGCACUUUCGACAACAUGCAGACGAGCGUAGAAGGUAUAUUCGCCGCUGGCGACGCACGAGCGGGCAGCACUAAGCAGGUAGCCAGCGCAGUCGGCGAAGGCGCGGCCGCAGCCCUGAUGAUCAGGCAAUAUCUGGAAAAGCUGGGCGGCAGGCGUGGAUACAGGGGCGAUUAA
This is a messenger RNA of Geodia barretti, 723 nucleotides long. The record is from the annotation of a GenBank genome assembly. NCBI's taxonomy places the organism in Eukaryota, Metazoa, Porifera, Demospongiae, Tetractinellida, Geodiidae.